Messenger RNA from Abrus precatorius (Indian licorice), 432 nucleotides. RefSeq lists its product as uncharacterized. Bases 1 to 432 code for a protein of 143 amino acids. NCBI's taxonomy places the organism in Eukaryota, Viridiplantae, Streptophyta, Magnoliopsida, Fabales, Fabaceae. The record is from RefSeq and is a predicted model, not a curated record. The transcript has 2 exons.
AUGUAUCUCAAAUUACAACGAUAUAGGCAAAACACUGUGUCUAAUACUCAUUUUCACAAGCUGGUAGCAAGAUUUUAUGGUCCCUUCAAAAUUAUUGAAAGAAUUGGCAAGGUUGCAUACAAAUUAGAUUUGCCACCAUCAGCUAGAAUUCACAAUGUAUUUCAUGUCUCCCUAUUGAAAAAGUACUAUGGUGAUAAUGUGUGCCAGCCAUUGGCUCAUAAAAUUGAGUCAUCACGGCGAGUGGGCACCCUAAAUGGAGCAUUUCAACCUCCACCUCUAGCUAUUCUAGAUAGAAGAAUGAAGAAGAGAAACAAUAAGGCCAUUACUGAAGUUUUGGUACAAUGGCAGGAGACUAGCCUCGAAGAUGCAGUAUGGAGAGACUUGCAAGACAUGAUAACUCAGUUUCCUAAUUUUAAUUGGCAUGCUAAUUGA